UGCCUGAAGCAGGUCCACCAUGCCGUUAGUAACGAGGAACAUUGAGCCAAGGCACCUGUGCCGUCAGACGUUGCCUAGCGUUCCGAGCGAGCUGGAAUGCGUGACCAACAUCACCCUGGCAAAUGUCAUUCGACAGCUGGGCAGCCUGAGUAAAUCUGCAGAAGACAUAUUUGGAGAGUUGUUUACUCAAGCCAACACCUUUGCCUCUCGGGUGAAUAUUCUCGUGGAGAGAGUUGACCGCUUGCAAGUCAAAGUCACUCAGCUGGAUCCCAAAGAGGAGGAAGUCUCCUUGCAAGGCAUUAACACCAGGAAAGCCUUCAAAAGCUCCACCACUCAGGACCAGAAGCUCUUUGACAGAGAUUCUCUCCCUGUGCCUGUCCUCGAAACCUACAGGAGCUGCAAUACCCCUCCACCUCUCAACAUCCUCUCACCUUACAGGGACGAUGGCAAAGAGGCACUUAAAUUCUACACAGAUCCUUCGUAUUUCUUCGACCUUUGGAGGGAGAAAAUGCUUCAGGACACCAAGGAUAUCAUGAAGGAAAAGCGGAAACAUAGGAAAGAGAAAAAGGAGAAUCCGAACCGAGGGAAUGUGAAUCCACGGAAAAUCAAAACCCGGAAAGAGGAAUGGGAGAAGCUGAAAAUGGGGCAGGAAUUUGUCGAGUCAAAGGACAAGCAUGGUCCUGCUGGGUACCCUUCGAACGUGGUGUAUCAGAACGGCAGCAUCGGCUCCAGCGAGAGCACGGAUGGGAGCUGCUACCCUCCACCACCACAGACUGACUCCAUUGUGCCACCACCUCCCUCAUUCCCAGAUGACAGCCUGCCUCCACCCCCGGUGGAAUUUAGCUAUCCUGUAGACAACCAAAGAGGUUCUGGUUCUGGAGGGCCCAAACGAUCCAGCCUGGUUAGCCCGAGCCACCCACCACCAGCUCCUCCCAUCGGAUCCCCCUCGGCAGCCAGGCCGGGCUUUGCUCCCCCUCCUGCUCCUCCUCCUCCACCACCACUGAUGGAGAACACCCCCCCUCCACCGCCUCCCUUGGGCUUCCCCUCCCCGGGCACCCCCCCGCCACCCUCACCCCCUUCCUUCCCCCCUCACCCCGAGUUUGCUGCCCCUCCACCUCCCCCACCUCCCCCAGCUGUUGACUAUUCCAGUGUUCUCCCAGCUCCGGGCACUGGGAUUGCGCCGCCCCCGCCGCCCCCCCCGCCCCCUCCAGGCCCCCCACCCCUGGUUUCCAGCGGCCUGGAAGGACCCCCACCCCCUCCUCCACCCUCCGACACCUCCUCGUCCAAGCCCAAGUCGUCCUUGCCUGCAGUUAGCGAUGCCAGGAGCGAUCUGCUUUCGGCUAUUCGGCAAGGCUUCCAGCUGCGCAAGGUGGAGGAGCAGCGGGAGCAGGAGAAGCGGGACGUGGUGGGCAAUGACGUGGCCACCAUCCUGUCACGCCGCAUCGCCGUGGAGUACAGCGACUCCGAGGACGACUCGUCCGAGUUCGAUGAGGACGAGUGGUCGGAUUAG
This is a messenger RNA of Cinclus cinclus, 1510 nucleotides long. RefSeq names its product WASP family member 2 (gene WASF2). The transcript has 8 exons. NCBI's taxonomy places the organism in Eukaryota, Metazoa, Chordata, Aves, Passeriformes, Cinclidae. Gene Ontology annotation, biological process: positive regulation of Arp2/3 complex-mediated actin nucleation; actin cytoskeleton organization. Bases 20 to 1510 code for a protein of 496 amino acids. The record is from RefSeq and is a predicted model, not a curated record. Gene Ontology annotation, cellular component: cytoskeleton. Gene Ontology annotation, molecular function: Arp2/3 complex binding; protein kinase A regulatory subunit binding; actin binding.